CCGUCGUCGUCAAGAAGAUCAAUUACAUUGAAAUCGAAAGAGAGUGCUUGAAUCACAGCUUAUGCAGACGCUACACCAGUCCCAACUUCUCCAGAAUUCGGCCGAGGCGGCGAACAAUCAGUCGGAAUCUGACGCGCCGCCGAAACAGGUGGCUCAGGCCAUGGAACGACUCAAUCAAGCGGCUAGGGUUAUCGCCGAUAUCCGCCUCGGCGCUGACCGUAUCCUUGAAGCUAUGUUCGUGGCUUCGCAACCUCGUCACACAGACAUGCCUCUUCAGCUCUUUCUCAGAGAAGACGCCUCCAUGCGUCAACAUCUUCAGGAUCUUCGCUUAAUCGGGAAGAAAUUGGAAGAAUCUGGAGUGUUAACUGAAUCACUUAGGUCAAGAAGUAACUCAUGGGGUCUUCACAUGCCUUUGGUUUGUCCAGAUGGUGCUGUCGUUGCUUAUGCUUGGAAAAGACAGCUUGCUGGCCAAGCUGGUGCCUCUGCUGUUGACAGAACCAGGUUAGCUCUCAAGGCCUUCACGGAUCAGAAAAGACGAUUCUUCCCUCACAUUGAUGAUGGAUUAAAGAUGGAACCAAGAUCAAAGAAACAUCGUGCCUCCCAUUUGCUAUUAGAACAUGAAAGAGAGGAGCCUGUUGAUUACAAAACAUUACCAGAUAUACAAUCGCGUUUAGAGAAGCUGGUCCCGAAUGUGAAGGUGUCUACUUAUGGACGAUUGAACUGGCUUAAAAGAGCUAAUUCUUUACCUGGGUCAGGUAGUGAUGAUCCAACAGAAGCAUCGAAACCUAUUUUCCAGAGUUCUAGUAAGCUGAGAUCAGGGUUACAGACUGAAGUUGUCGAUAAGAUUGCUGUUAUUGAGUUAUCAUUUCCUUCUUUAUUCAGAGCUAUAGUCUCGUUGAAUCCAGCGGGUUCUGUUGAUCCAGAUGCAGUUGCUUUCUUCUCCCCAGAUGAGGGAGGCAGCUACUUACAUGCGCGAGGCUUCUCGGUUUAUCAUGUUUACAAACACAUGACGGAACAUGCUGCUACGGCCUUGCAAUAUUUCCUCGGCUUUGGUACUGGAACAGCUCUCUACUCUCUUCUGCUAUGGAUAUGCAGUUUUGAAUCCCUAUUUAGCAAACCUUGCACUAAAUGUGGAAGGCUAUUAGCAAUGGAUAAAAAGUCUGCGCUAAUUUUACCUCCUUUACACCGCGCUUACCAAGAAUUGCCUCUUGCAUUAAACCUGGACGUUUGUGAAGCUUACCACUCCAGUUGCUCUCAAGAUGAUACGUAGUACUCCAGUAAUUAGGUUAGAACUAAGUUCUAAUAACAUUUUGUAUGGUUCUUUAGUAUCUGCUCUUCUCCUUGACACCUCUUGUUUGUUGUUGAUGUUCCAUGUUGAGGUUUAGAUUAACUUUCUUUCUUUCUAUCUCUGGUAACAUGUACUGCAAAUGGCAACUGAUGACACAUGUGAAUGUUGUCUUCUUUCUAGAGAUUUGAUCUGUGUUCACGAGAUGACUGAACAAAGACUUUUUUUUUCUUCAACUCUCUGUUCACAUUGUUGUUGUUGCAAUAAAUAUCAAAAUUGAGA
This is a messenger RNA of Arabidopsis arenosa, 1567 nucleotides long. NCBI's taxonomy places the organism in Eukaryota, Viridiplantae, Streptophyta, Magnoliopsida, Brassicales, Brassicaceae. The record is from the annotation of a GenBank genome assembly.